AUGUUGAUGCAGAGUCAACUCGACCCUUUACCCCGCGACUUGCCUUUUCGCAUCGUGUCGGAGACUAUUGGGAGAGGAGCUUAUGCAUCAAUCAAAAAAGCUAUCCCUCCCAAGGCAACCAAUCCUGUGUUCGCCGUAAAGUUCAUCCAUAAAGCAUACGCAGUUAAACAUGGCCGCAUAUCGGCAAAACAACUUGCUAUGGAGGUGUCGCUACAUUCCCAUAUUGGACAGCAUCCAAAUAUCAUAGAGUGGUUUGCUACUGGCGAAGAUCAGAUUUGGAAAUGGAUUGCAAUGGAGUAUGCAGAAGGCGGAGAUCUUUUCGACAAGAUUGAAGCAGAUGUUGGCGUGAGCGAGGAUAUAGCACACUUUUACUUUUCACAAAUGAUAAGUGCUGUGAGCUACAUGCACUCCAAGGGGGUUGGACAUCGAGACAUAAAGCCCGAAAAUAUACUGCUGUCAGACACCGGCAAUUUGAAGAUUGCGGAUUUUGGCCUUGCGACACUCUUUGAAUAUAAUGGGAAGACUAAGCUCAGCACCACAAUGUGUGGCAGUCCUCCGUAUAUCGCCCCGGAAGUUAUCACAUGUUCAAGGAGCACACAGUCGAGGAAUGCGCCAAAGUCACCAGGCUACUCUGCGAAUCUGGCCGAUAUUUGGUCUUGCGGUGUGGUCUUGUUCGUUUUACUUGUUGGAAAUACGCCGUGGGACGAGCCUACAGCUGCCAGCUGGGAAUUCGAAGAAUACAAUGGCAAAAGGGGCCAUAGUACAGAUGAUCUCUGGCAAAGGCUACCAAAAUCGGUGCUUUCCUUGCUACGUGGAAUGAUGAACACAGAGACAAGCCAACGAUUUAGCUUCCAGCAAAUCAAGGCGCACCCAUGGUACACGAGGAAGAAUGCUCUUUUGACACCAGAUGGAAAGAUCACAGACCAGCUGUCUCUGGCCACACGAAUGCUUGAAGGUUUACACAUCGAUUUCAGCCAGCAGCCUGUUGCUUCACAAAGAUUGAGCCAAAAUCAAGAUGCGAUGGACGUGGAUUCUAACCAGCCGCCUCGGUUUUCGUUUACGCAACCUGAAGCACCUAUACAUGAUGUCACUUUCGAUUUUGAACGCCCACCACGGGCGAAUCUUGCGAGUUUCAGCGCAAGCCAGCCAAUCAACAGUAAAACUGCACGACCUUUAUCAGGUAACGCAUUCGAUUCGCUCGCGGACGAGCCAUCGAUGAGCCAAUUCGCGCCCACCCCAUCAGUACCCUUCAGCCUGACACAACACGCUCGUCGCUUUCGAGAUAUCGUACCUAAUUAUUCUCUCACUCGUUUCUUCUCACAUCUCUCCUCGAAUCUACUUCUGCAACUUAUCAGCGAUGCACUACACCAACUUAAUGUUCCUGUUCCGCCGGUAACUCAAAUGCAGCUUCAAAAUCAUGCCGGAUGGAUCAAAGUGAAGACAAUCGACGGAAGGCAUUGUAGUUUACAUGGCGACAUUGUGGUAGAUACUUACGUCACAGGGGAAGUUGAGCUAUUCGAGGUGCGGUUUGUAAAGAUCAAGGGCGAUCCGUUGGAGUGGAGAAGAUUCUUUAAGGAUGUAGUCAUUCUAUGUAAGGAUGGCGUCUAUAUUCCUGGUGGCUCUUGA
This is a messenger RNA of Glarea lozoyensis ATCC 20868, 1626 nucleotides long. RefSeq names its product Protein kinase-like (PK-like). The transcript is spliced from 2 exons. Gene Ontology annotation, biological process: protein phosphorylation; mitotic G2 DNA damage checkpoint signaling. Gene Ontology annotation, cellular component: site of double-strand break; cytoplasm; nucleus. NCBI's taxonomy places the organism in Eukaryota, Fungi, Ascomycota, Leotiomycetes, Helotiales, Helotiaceae. The record is from RefSeq and is a predicted model, not a curated record. Gene Ontology annotation, molecular function: ATP binding; protein kinase activity. Bases 1 to 1626 code for a protein of 541 amino acids.